CUGGUUUCAUUAGAUUUCAAGUAUUAUUGUCAACAAUCAAAUAUUCAUUGACUUGUUUUUUAUUUCCUAUGUGUAGACCUUGUUUGGAUUAUAUAAUUUAAACAUAUUGUUGUGAUUCUCACAAAACAAAUGGUCGAUCCUCAACAUCAACUCCAACUUCCCCACAGCUUCAACCAACAACCUUUAUACAGAAACUUAUGCAACACGCUUCUCUCUUUAACAUUUUCUCGCUCCCUCCCCAAAGGUCUUCAACUCCACGCUCAUAUCAUCAAAUUAGGGUUACAAACUAUUCCUCUUCUUUCUCAUCACCUCAUCAACUUCUACUCCAAAACCCAUCUCCCUUAUUCCUCCCUUCAAAUCUUCCACGAUUCUCCUCACAAAUCCGCCACUACUUGGAGCUCUGUCAUUUCUUCCUUCGCUCAAAAUGACCUCCCUUUACUCUCUCUUAACUACUUCCGCCUUAUGCUUCGUCAAGGUGUUCCUCCCGAUGACCACAUUUUCCCUAGUGCUACUAAAUCAUGCGGGAUUCUAUCGUCGCUCCCCGUUGCUAAAAUGCUGCAUUGUUUUGCUUUAAAGACGGCUUACCAUCUUGAUAUUUUUGUGGGGAGUUCUGUUAUUGAUAUGUAUGCUAAAUGUGGUGAUAUUUGUUACGCGCAUAACGUGUUUGAUGAAAUGCCGUAUAGAAAUGUUGUUUCUUGGAGUGGGUUGAUUUAUGGGUAUGUUCAAUUGGGUGAGGAUGAUGAAUCGUUGAGGCUUUUUAAACGGUUUCUUGUUGAAGAAGAAAAUGAGGGUGUUAAUGAUUUUACUUUGUCCAGUGUUUUAAGGGUUUGUGGCGGUUCGACUUUGCUUCAAAUGGGGAGGUUAAUACAUGGGUUGAGUUUUAAGACGAGUUUUGAUUCGUCUUGUUUUGUUGCAAGUUCUUUGAUUUCGUUGUAUUCGAAAUGUGGGGUUGUUGAAGAAGCUUAUGAUGUUUUUGAGGAGGUUACUGUUAGGAAUCUUGGUAUGUGGAAUGCGAUGUUGAUUGCUUGUGCUCAGCAUGCACAUACGGAUAAAACAUUUGAGUUGUUUGAUAAGAUGAAGAGUGUUGGUGGUAUGAAGGCUAAUUUUAUUACCUUUUUGUGUGUGCUUUAUGCUUGCAGCCAUGCGGGGUUGGUAGAGAAGGGUAAGUAUUACUUUGAGUUGAUGAAGGAUUAUGGUAUUGAACCUGGGACACAACAUUAUUCAACCAUGGUGGAUUUGCUUGGUCGUGCGGGGAAGUUAAAUGAUGCGGUUAAAUUGAUUGAGGAAAUGCCUAUGGAACCUACUGAAUCUGUUUGGGGAGCUUUGUUAACUGGGUGUAGAUUACAUGGGAAUACCAAACUGGCAUCUUAUGUUGCUGAUAGAGUUUCUGAGUUGGGUUCUGUCAGUUCUGGACUUCAUGUUAUGCUUUCUAAUGCUUAUGCUGCCGCUGGGAGAUGGGAGGAAGCGGCGAAAGCAAGGAAGAUGAUGAGGGACAGAGGAAUAAAGAAGGAAACUGGAUUGAGUUGGGUGGAGGAAGGAAAUAGAAUUCACACAUUUGCUGCUGGUGAUAGGUCUCAUGCGAAGUCCGUAGAAAUUUAUGAUAAGUUAGAUGAGUUGGGUGAAGAAAUGGAUAAAGCUGGUUAUGUUGCCGAUACUUCUUUUGUGUUAAAAGAAGUGGAUGGGGAAGAGAAGAGUAGAAGUAUUAGGUAUCAUAGUGAGAGAUUAGCUAUUGCAUUUGGAUUUAUUACAUUCCCUCAUGGACAACCAAUUAGAGUAAUGAAGAAUUUACGGGUUUGUGGCGAUUGUCACACUGCUAUCAAGUUUAUUAGUAAAUGUACUGGAAGGGUCAUCAUCGUGAGGGACAAUAAUCGGUUCCAUCGAUUUGAGGAUGGAAAAUGUACUUGUGGAGAUUAUUGGUGAUCAUACAUUAGGGGCAUUAGAAACAUUAUUUACCUGGAACAAAAGUAGCAUCAGCUUGCGGGUAUAACAUUACAUCAUUCACAAAACUAUCUUGUUUUAUUUUUCUUUCUCACCAUGUGCAAUAUUGCGGUAAUUUUUAAUUUUUUGUAUAUUGCUGCUAAUAAGUUAUGGAGAAAAAGAAAGGCUAUUUAGCCUUGUAAGUUGUACUCA
Molecule: messenger RNA, 2130 nt
Organism: Medicago truncatula (barrel medic)
Lineage: Eukaryota; Viridiplantae; Streptophyta; Magnoliopsida; Fabales; Fabaceae
Product: putative pentatricopeptide repeat-containing protein At5g52630
Exons: 1
Coding region: 130-1920 (596 amino acids)
Biological process (GO): RNA modification
Molecular function (GO): zinc ion binding; RNA binding; protein binding
Source: RefSeq, a predicted model, not a curated record